This is a messenger RNA of Sipha flava (yellow sugarcane aphid), 894 nucleotides long. RefSeq names its product 40S ribosomal protein S6 (gene RpS6). Gene Ontology annotation, biological process: translation. The transcript has 4 exons. The coding region runs from base 108 to 863 and encodes 251 amino acids. Gene Ontology annotation, molecular function: structural constituent of ribosome. Lineage: Eukaryota; Metazoa; Arthropoda; Insecta; Hemiptera; Aphididae. The record is from RefSeq and is a predicted model, not a curated record. Gene Ontology annotation, cellular component: ribosome.
CGUCUCUCAAAACGUUUUGCUUACCUUUUUCUGGGCAGUGUUAAUCUUGAAAAUGUUUUAUGGUCUUUAAUUUCUAUAUUGUGUGCGUCCAAUAACUAGGAUUCAACAUGAAGUUAAAUGUAUCGUAUCCUGCCACAGGCAGCCAAAAAUUGUUUGAAAUUGUAGAUGAACAUAAGCUGCGUGUAUUUUACGAAAAACGUAUUGGUACUGAAGUUGAAGUUGAUAUACUUGGUGAUGAAUGGAAAGGAUAUGUUCUAAAAAUAUCUGGUGGCAAUGAUAAGCAAGGAUUUCCCAUGAAACAAGGUGUUCUCUCUAAUGUCCGAGUACGGUUAUUAUUGUCAAAGGGACAUUCUUGCUACCGUCCACGAAGGGAUGGUGAACGCAAGAGAAAAUCCGUGCGUGGAUGCAUCGUUGAUUCCAAUCUUAGUGUUUUAUCUCUGGUUGUGGUCAAAAAAGGAGAAAAGGACAUUGCUGGUUUAACAGACACAAAUGUUCCUCGUCGUCUUGGACCUAAGCGUGCAAAUAAGAUCCGUAAAUUAUUCAAUUUGCAAAAGGAAGAUGAUGUACGUAAGUAUGUGAUCAAAAGGCCUUUGCCGAUCAAGGAAGGAAAGACAAAACAAUAUUUCAAAGCACCCAAAAUUCAACGUCUUAUUACUCCAGUCCGCCUUCAGCGUAAACGUCAUAACUUGGCAUUGAAAAAGAAGCGUUGUUUGAAACGUAAAGAACAGGCUGCUGAAUAUGCUAAGCUUCUUGCACACAGACAAAAGGAAAAGUUGGCAAAGAAACGUGCUGAACAGACUCGUAAACGUACAAUGUCUCAAUCAUCUGUUUCUAGCUCUGGUACUAAGAGUAGUAAAAAAUAAAACUGAUUAAAUAAAUUUAUUUUUAAUCUUA